Danio aesculapii is the source of this 2076-nucleotide messenger RNA. It is a transcript of the gene egln1b, whose product is annotated as egl-9 family hypoxia-inducible factor 1b. The record is from RefSeq and is a predicted model, not a curated record. Gene Ontology annotation, molecular function: peptidyl-proline 4-dioxygenase activity; L-ascorbic acid binding; ferrous iron binding. Gene Ontology annotation, cellular component: nucleus; cytoplasm. Lineage: Eukaryota; Metazoa; Chordata; Actinopteri; Cypriniformes; Danionidae. Gene Ontology annotation, biological process: cellular response to hypoxia; peptidyl-proline hydroxylation to 4-hydroxy-L-proline. Bases 240 to 1283 code for a protein of 347 amino acids. The transcript is spliced from 6 exons.
ACGUGCGCCCAGCGCUGAAGAAAAGGAACGGUCGGCGCCAUGCGCUUCCAUCACAAUCACACGACUUCAGUUCUUAAGUGUCAAAACAUAGAUGUCCCGGGAAUGUGAGAUCCUCGCUUUCCCCUCCGUCAACUGUUAUGAGAACGGCAGCGGGGGGCCAGCGACACUGUUUCUUUCAUUUUCGCUUGUGGAGACUUGUAGUGAAGUUGCAGACUGAUACUGUAAUACAGCGCUGAAUCAUGGAGGGAAACUCAAGGGAAAGCGAGCGUCUGGAACGCGAGCGUCAGUUCUGCGAGCUGUGCGGGAAAAUGGAGAACCUGAUGAAGUGUGGACGCUGUCGCAGCUCAUUUUACUGCAGCAAAGAGCACCAGAGACAGGACUGGAAGAAGCAUAAGCGGGUCUGCAAGGAGGCCGACAAACAGCAGCAGCAGCCGGUAGGUGAAGAAGAAGAGCAGCAGCAGCGCGACACUUCAAAACAGUCGAGCACUUCUCAGAGUAACUCCACACUUACGUCACAAGACGAAGAAAUGCCAGAUUUUAUCAAGUCUGCUACGGGCUCUGACACCAAACCGACCCCGGACAGCUCAAAACCUAACGGACAGACGCGCUCGCCCCCUCAGAAACUGGCCACGGACUAUAUCGUGCCCUGCAUGAACAAGCACGGCAUCUGUGUGGUCGACAACCUCCUAGGGAACGAGGUCGGACGCAGUAUUCUGGAGGACGUGCAGGCGCUUUAUCUGACCGGCGGCUUUACGGACGGACAGCUGGUCAGUCAGAGGAGCGACUCGUCCAAGGACAUUCGCGGGGAUAAGAUCACCUGGGUGGAGGGGAAGGAGCCCGGCUGUGAGCGGAUAGCGUUUCUCAUGAGCCGCAUGGACGAUCUGAUCCGACACUGUAACGGGAAACUGGGCAACUACAGGAUCAAUGGAAGAACAAAAGCAAUGGUGGCAUGUUACCCUGGCAAUGGGACAGGAUAUGUAAGGCAUGUGGAUAACCCUAAUGGAGAUGGGAGAUGUGUCACAUGCAUAUAUUACCUGAAUAAAGACUGGGAUGCCAAGGAACAUGGUGGCCUUUUGCGGAUCUUUCCAGAGGGAACGGCUCAGUUUGCAGACAUUGAGCCCAAGUUUGACAGACUUUUGCUGUUCUGGUCAGACAGAAGGAACCCUCAUGAGGUCCAGCCGGCUUAUGCCACAAGGUAUGCUAUAACGGUGUGGUAUUUUGAUGCUGAUGAGCGAGCUCGAGCGAAAGAGAAAUAUUCAACAAGAAAUGCUGCACCAGCGUGAGAGAGUGGACCAUAGUGCAUCAAACGAAAGGUUCAGGAGAAAGGGGUGUAAAAGUGGAGCUAAACAAGCCAUCUGAGCCAAGCUAGUGAUCCUGGAGGACUGAAUGAAGAGGAGUGACCGCUGGGGUCAGACCUGCUGCUGAGAGAUGAUGAAGAAGAAGAAGAAGAGGAAGACUGUCAUGAAGCCACUUCCUCUACGCUUCACCUCUCCAUCCAUCAUCUACAAUGAGGCUUCUCAUAAAGACUCGGACUGUGAUAGAGCUGUGAAAGACAGACGUGCAUUAAGACAUGCUUUGUGUUUCCCUAAUGAAGAAACCUGGCUUACAUGAGCAUUACAUGGACAAACCGCUAAACCUACAUGUGUGUGUGUUUGCGCAUUCGCAUUCAAUACAGGUUUAUUUUGGAGCUACGCCUCCUCCAGUUUCUCUCGUCAGCUUUGCACAUUCGUUAAUAAAGGUACAUUUAUGUUUGACAAGUGCAUACUCAGAAAAAUAAGUGGCCGUUCGGUGUUUUUGCUCAUAAGCCACUGUAAUGAUCAGAUUUGUGUUAAUCGUAUGGCUUGUAUUUCCAGGCUCUUCUUAAUUGGAGUUUUCCGGAACGUGCUUCUUUCUUUAUCAUGGCUUGUCACCUGUUUGCUUUGUUAAUCGGGGUGCCAUGCUGGAUUGUUUUUUGCAAGUAAAUCUGCGUUAUGUCUGUUGUUGCAGACGUCAUGUCUCUACUGUCGUAAGCCAAAAUUGACACCUAAUGUCUGUCUAACAGCUCUGAGUUUUAAUUAAAGAAGCAGUUUUCCUAAA